AGACAACAUAAAGAAAAGGUAGGGCAAGUGGUCCCAAACAAAACAAAAGAAAACAACUCCACACCCACCCAAACCCAAAUUAGCCAUAGCGCCAACCAACUGGCGGGAAACCCUGAUUUUUGUGGGAAACCCUAAUUCCAAAUUUUCAAAACGCCUCCACACACUCUCACUCUCCAUUGCUAUAUAAACCAACUGACAGGAGGAGCCAUCUUCUUCACAAAACCCCCUUCUCAAUUAACUAACAAAUUACCCCCAAAAUCACAAACCAUGUAUGUGGUGAAGAGAGAUGGGCGUCAGGAAACUGUGCAUUUCGAUAAAAUCACUGCUCGAUUGAAGAAACUGAGUUACGGACUCAGCAUCGAACACUGCGAUCCGGUCCUUGUCUCCCAGAAGGUCUGUGCCGGUGUCUACAAAGGUGUAACCACUAGCCAGCUUGAUGAACUUGCCGCUGAAACCGCUGCUGCCAUGACUGCUAAUCAUCCUGAUUAUGCUUCUCUGGCUGCUAGGAUUGUGGUGUCAAAUCUGCAUAAGAACACCAAGAAAUCGUUUUCUGAAACAAUUAAAGAUAUGUAUUCUCACGUCAGUGAGAGAUCUGGGCAGAAGUCUCCCCUUGUUGCAGAUGAUGUUUAUGAGAUCAUCAUGAAGCAUGCUGCUAAGUUGGACAGUGAGAUCAUAUACGAUCGGGACUUUGAUUAUGAUUAUUUUGGCUUUAAAACACUUGAGAGAUCAUACCUGUUGAAGAUCAAAGGGAAGGUUGUGGAAAGACCUCAACAUAUGCUGAUGAGGGUUGCAGUUGGGAUUCACAAAGAUGACAUUGAUUCUGUCAUCAAGACUUAUCAUUUGAUGUCACAAAGGUGGUUCACACAUGCUUCUCCCACCCUCUUCAAUGCAGGGACACCCAGGCCUCAGUUGAGCAGUUGUUUCCUGUUAUGCAUGAAAGAUGAUAGCAUUGAAGGCAUAUAUGACACUUUGAAGGAAUGUGCUGUUAUCAGCAAAUCAGCAGGUGGGAUUGGUGUUUCUGUUCAUAACAUUCGUUCGACAGGGAGUUACAUACGCGGGACAAAUGGUACAUCCAAUGGCAUUAUCCCAAUGUUGCGUGUCUUCAACGAUACCGCCCGUUAUGUUGAUCAAGGAGGUGGCAAAAGGAAGGGUGCAUUUGCUAUCUAUUUGGAGCCAUGGCAUGCCGAUAUAUUUGAGUUUCUUGAUUUGAGAAAGAACCAUGGAAAGGAAGAACAACGUGCUCGUGAUCUGUUUUAUGCUCUUUGGGUGCCUGAUUUGUUUAUGGAAAGAGUCCAAAGUAACGGAACUUGGUCUUUGUUUUGCCCAAAUGAGGCUCCUGGUUUGUCUGAUUGCUGGGGUAAAGAGUUUGAGGAGCUUUAUACCCAAUAUGAAAGACAGGGAAAAGCUAAGAAAGUUGUCCAGGCACAGAAUCUUUGGUUUGAAGUUCUAACAUCCCAAAUAGAAACAGGGACCCCUUACAUGCUAUUCAAGGACACUUGUAAUAGAAAAAGCAACCAACAGAAUCUUGGUACCAUAAAGUCUUCAAAUUUGUGUACUGAGAUUAUUGAGUACACAAGUCCAACAGAAACCGCAGUCUGUAAUCUUGCAUCCAUUGCAUUGCCGCGAUAUGUGAGAGAGAAGGGAGUUCCGGCUGAAGCUCAACCAUCAAAGCUCGUUGGUAGCAAAGGUUCUUCCAACCGAUACUUUGAUUUUGACAAACUAGCCGAGGUUUGGUUUGGUUCCCAUCUUUUUUAUUUGGCUGACUAUGGGGAUUAUGUUGUGGAGCAUGAUUAUAAAUCUUUACUUAUAUUGUUUUUGCAGAUCACAUCGAUUGUUACUACAAAUCUCAACAAAAUUAUUGAUGUCAACUACUAUCCAGUUGAAACUGCAAAAAGGUCAAACUUACGGCACAGGCCCAUUGGCAUUGGCGUUCAGGGUCUUGCAGAUACUUUCAUUCUGCUUGGUAUGCCAUUUGAUUCUCCAGAGGCUCAACAGUUGAACAAAGAUAUAUUUGAGACAAUAUACUACCAUGCUCUGAAAGCUUCAUCUGAGUUGGCUGAGAAAGAAGGAACCUAUGAAACGUACAACGGAAGUCCUGUUAGCAAGGGAGUUCUGCAACCAGACAUGUGGGGAGUAACGCCUUCAGAUAUGUGGGACUGGAAAGUGCUCCGUUCAAUGAUAGCCAAAAACGGUGUAAGAAAUUCACUGCUUGUAGCACCAAUGCCGACUGCUUCAACAAGUCAAAUUCUUGGAAAUAACGAGUGUUUUGAGCCCUACACUUCCAAUAUCUACAGCCGUCGGGUUUUAAGUGGUGAGUUUGUUGUGGUGAACAAGCAUUUGCUGUAUGAUUUAACUGAGAUGGGUCUUUGGUCACCCACCCUCAAGAACCAGAUCAUAUAUGAGAGUGGUUCUGUUCAGAAAAUUUCUGAGCUUCCUCAACAUCUGAAGGAUAUUUACAAAACUGUGUGGGAGAUCAAGCAAAGGACUUUGGUUGACAUGGCUGUUGACCGUGGAUGCUACAUUGACCAAAGUCAAAGUCUAAACAUACACAUGGACCAACCCAACUUUGGCAAGCUUACGUCAUUGCACUUUCAUGCUUGGUCUAAGGGUCUUAAAACAGGUAUGUAUUAUCUGAGGUCGCGUGCUGCGGCUGAUGCGAUAAAGUUCACUGUUGAUACUUCCCUUCUCAAGGAUUCAAAAGCUGAUUCAAAACCGACCGGUGAUGAGGAUGAUAACACUAAAAUGUCACAGAUGGUGUGCUCGUUGAUGAACCGUGAGGAAUGCAUGGCUUGUGGUAGUUAAAGUAAUUGGCCUGUUGGCAGGGGAUUGGGAUUCAGUUUCCAAGUGCUUUCUUCAUGGUUGUUUGGGAAGUGUUAUGUACAGUGGUAUCUGAGUUGUUUUAUAUAUGGUCAACAUGUUUUAGUUUAACUUUAUGCUUAUAUGAUAUACUGUCACCUAUUUGUUUUUAACAAUUUAAUUCAAGUUAUGUGUUUCAUUCAAAA
Helianthus annuus (common sunflower) is the source of this 3002-nucleotide messenger RNA. Its product is annotated as ribonucleoside-diphosphate reductase large subunit. Gene Ontology annotation, molecular function: ATP binding; ribonucleoside-diphosphate reductase activity, thioredoxin disulfide as acceptor. Gene Ontology annotation, cellular component: ribonucleoside-diphosphate reductase complex. The record is from RefSeq and is a predicted model, not a curated record. Gene Ontology annotation, biological process: deoxyribonucleotide biosynthetic process; DNA replication. NCBI's taxonomy places the organism in Eukaryota, Viridiplantae, Streptophyta, Magnoliopsida, Asterales, Asteraceae. The transcript is spliced from 16 exons. Bases 268 to 2802 code for a protein of 844 amino acids.